Capsaspora owczarzaki ATCC 30864 is the source of this 2385-nucleotide messenger RNA. RefSeq lists its product as hypothetical. The coding region runs from base 50 to 2272 and encodes 740 amino acids. Gene Ontology annotation, biological process: cell surface receptor signaling pathway. The record is from RefSeq and is a predicted model, not a curated record. The transcript has 11 exons. Lineage: Eukaryota; Filasterea; Ministeriida; Capsasporidae.
CACAGUUCAGUCCUUUAUUUUUUGUUGCUGUUUUGCCAAAGCCAAAGCCAUGAGCGAUCUCCUGUCGUUUGCGUUGUUCGUCACCGCCAACAUCAUCCGGAUGGUGGAGGAGUACGAGAUGAUUGAGCCCGAGUUCGAGAAGCUCUCCGCCCGCGUCCGCUCGCUCGAACGCCCGCUCGAGGUGCUCAAGACAUCGUGCGGAAACCUGCAAGUCUACGAAGACGUCUUGCGCCGCCUCAACCAGGUCCUCGACUCGGUCAACCGCUUCUUUGAAGCCCAGGCCAAGCAGCGCGCCAAGGGCGAGAAGAAGGACAAGAUCCUCAAGUUUAUCCGCGGCGAGUCCAUCAAUGUCACCGUUGCGCUCUUCCACGAGAACAUUGACGUGUGCAUCGUCGAUCUCAACGCGGCCGUCCAAGCUGCCGAAGUGCUGAACGCCCAGCAGCGCGUUCAGGACACCGCCAAGACCACUGUCGAGAUGCUCGAGCUCGAAAAGCGCCGUGCUGCGCUUGAGGAGGUUCAUGAGUGCGUGCAGUGCGGCCAGGAGUUCAAGGAGUCCUCGAACGCCAUGGGCACUUGCAAGUUCCAUCCUACCCAUUCGACCUACUCGAACCGCGGUGUUCGCAUGCGAUGCUGCGACAAGGAAUUCCGCGACACGACUGCUGCCAAUGCGGAAGGCUGCCGUCGCGGUCGCCACAUCAAGGACCAUCACGUCUUCUUCCCGUACCUGAACUACUUUUCGUGGCUUUACAAGCAGAAGAGUCUCGAGUCGGAGAUUUGGCUCAGCGGCCAGCAGGUCGAUCUCGAGGAUGGAAUGACCAAGUGGGCCACGGUCGGCGUUCGUACCGAUGGCCACCUGUUUGUUCGCAUUGGCAAGGGAAACUUCAACUUGAUGAUGAUGACCAUCGAUCCCAACGCCGCGGCUUCCUUCAAGCUCAAGAACAACGCGACCGAAACGCUCAUUUGCACACGCGGUACUUACGACUUCCCUGGUGAGCUCGACCAGAGCACCGAAAAGUUGUACUGGUACGUGCGCGCUGAUUGGAUUCUUCACCAAGAGUCCAUUGCCGGCGUGCGUCUCCAGAUCAAGUCCUGCACCUCGGAUGGUCCGUUGGUCAAGGAACUCUUCUUCAAGUCCCUGUCUCCCUUGGAAAAGGGCGAGACCAAGGCCUUCCUUCCGGCCGGCUCUGGUGCCAACAUUGACACUUCGAUCGUCAAGCCGCCACCCAAGGUCGCCAACUUUACUCCCUUCCCAGACUCCAUCACCAAGGCUCCUCCGAUUUUCGAGGACGAGAACACGACCAACUCGGGAUCGACCAAGCUGCGUCUCAAGAACGUUGGACCGGCGCAAGCCAAUCCCAACACGAGCGGCUUUUCGUUUGAUACCUUCGUCAACGAAAUCAUGGUCAUGAAUCUGGCAAAGGGCGAGGCUGCUGUUGGUUCGUCGUCGAGCGAGCGCAUCAUGAUUCUGGCCAUGGUUCAGACACACCAAAUCAACGUGGAGGAGGCUUGCCGCCUGCUCACCGCUGUUGACACCAGCAAGACCGCUCCCGACGACCCAGUAACCAUCAUUGAUUGCUACUGUGACUUUUUGGUCGACGGCGAGUGGGUCCGCAGCCGCAAGACGACGUGCCAAGUGACUGGCAAGGGCGAACUCCCUUUCACCGUCGAACCGAAGGGUGUUGUGAAGGUGACCAUCUCUGGUCAGAUGGAAGCUCCAGGCAAGAGCUCGUCCUGGCACGGCCGUGCAUAUGUUGCUCGCUUGGCUCCAGUUACCAUGCGCAUCACUCUUGAAACGAUGGAGGGUGCAAAGGCGUCCAAGAACGUUGUCUUCCACAACCCGGCGACUUCGUUCAACCAGCGCGAAUCGACCGACAUGUUCUUCUUGCACUGCGAUGAUCCGUUCCGCUGGGAGCGUGGCUAUGUGUCGGUCAGUCCUGCUGACCAAGACAGGAAGGAUGCGCUGUUCAAGGUCAAGGUCAAUGGCAGCACUACGUACAAUGUGACUCUGGAAAAUCUCCAGAGCUGGGCUUACACUGCGCUCAAAGAAACCCCGCACGCCACCGAGUGCGAGCUGAGCGAUCUGUGCUCGGGUCCCGUCAAGACCCGCGGUUUCAUCGAUCACGCCACCAAGACGAUCGUUGGCUUCCACUUUGAAGUGGAGUGGACUGCUGACAAGCAGAGCCCCGGCUACAAGGCGAGCGACUCGUACAUUAUUCCCUCGCACGUUCUCCGCGAUGCUCUUGCCUCCGUUCCCACUGACCAUGUCGAGUAGAGCGAGCGAGUGGCGCUCCUUUUUGAAAGUUUGGGAUGAAGACUUUUGCUUGAAUGAUGUUUUUGAGAUCAUGUCCAUUGCCGCUAAAUACCAAACACCCAAACACAACAAAA